GUCAGUAAUAAAAUAUAUUUAUCUACUAUGGACCGAAGAAAUUGAUAUUGUUGAGGUCAGUAAUAAAAUAUGACUUGCAACACAUUAAACAUUCCAUCCACUCGGACAUUUUAUUCGCAAGUGCCGCUCUAUGCACAACACAACUUGCUGAGCUGGACCAAUCAAAAACUAACUAAUAACUAAUUAUAAUAAACUAAAGGGACUGAUUAUAAUAACAGUAUAAAUUAAAGCUACAGGUUAACAGCCAAAACCACUGAUAUUGCCUGAAAUAUGGUCAAUAAUUGUUUUGUUACAUGUCAUCCAUAAGACACAUACAUUCGCUAUAACAGCUUGUUCUGAACGUGUACGAUAAAGCACUUGACCGUGACUAGUCUCAGGAGAGUGACGAGGAGCAUGAGUGACAGCUCCCCUUCAACUGUAACUGUGUAAACUGUCUGUAAUGCAUCAUACAUGUCACAGCUUCUUCAUAACUUUCUUACUUUAGUUGCUCAAAAAGUAUUGAGAAAAGUUCACAAAAUUGACAAGACAACUCUAAAAGUGGAACUUUAUGACGAGUCAACAGUUGACGAAAAGAUGACAGAACCGAUCAACUCGAUUGUCGUUAGAGGGGAGGAGAGAGCUCUUAAAGAUGAAGAAGUAGAAACUGUUGAAUUGUACUUUGAGAAUAAGAGGAAGUCAGGUGGAGGAAACAUUGAAAAACUUCAACAUGACAAGAACAAAAAAGCUAUUUACAUAACCUUUGAAGAAGGAGGAGUGGCUGAAAGAGUUGUUGGAAGACAGCACAAGUUACUGGGCAGAGCUCUCACAGUGAUGCUGGAUACUGCUGAGGAGGAGGAAGAUACAUCAGAAGAGCCGGAUGAUCCACUGACUACAGUUGUUGUUCAAGGAUGUGACUCUAAUGUUUCAAAUGAUUCAAUAACCCUGUACUUUGAGAAUAAGAGGAGAGGUGGUGGGGUGAACAUCGAAAAGAUACAACAUGAGAAAAAUGGCCUAGUCUACAUCACAUUUGAAACAGAAGACGAUGUAAAAAAGGUUAUGGAAAAAAGUCACAGCAUUGAAGGAAAUCGCCUGACUAUGAAAGUUUAUCAUCCACCCAAGAUGUACCAGGACAAGUUUCUUUUGACAAAUAUUCCUGAUUCCACCUCUCCAGAGAUGAUCUGCAACUUUGUAGAGGCUAAAGUGCAUUGUGAGGUAGCUGAAAAUGAUGGCAUUCUAUUUGGUGAAGAUCCUGGUGUGGUUCUAGUGUCAAUGGAAGACAAAUUAGAUUUUAAAGAAGUAUCAAUGAAUUUGACAAAAAGGAAAUUUGAGGGACAUACACUUGAGGUCAGAAGAGUGCCAGUUUCAAAAAGCAUAAUUGUAAAAAAUGUGCCAGCAGAAAUAUCAGCUGAUGCAUUAAGGAUGUAUUUUGAAAAUAAACGUCGAAGUGGAGGAGGAGACAUUUUAAAAGUUGACCUACACACUAAACAAGGAUGUGCCACCAUCACUUUUGAAGAGGAACAUGUGCUUCAGAAAGUGGUAGAAAAGAAGCAUAAAUUGUCCGGUUAUGAUGUAGAUGUUUCUCUAUACUAUGAUUGUCUUGGUUUGUUUGGUGGAAGUUCGGAGCCAUUAUGUCACAAUCUGCCAGACCCAGUUAUCAUAGAUGACAUUGACACCAACAUAAUUAAGUUCCUAAAUGUGAACCAACUUGAUUUUCAAGCUUUGCAGCAGCGACUAAACAAUUGUUGGGCUGAAGCAGAUAUAAAUGUUCAACAAAACCAAAUCCAAAUAAAACCAACAUUUACUUUAGACAUUCCAGACUCCAGGGCUAUUGCAGUGUCAUGGGACGACAGAGUGAAAUGCACAGUUCAUGAGUUCAUUGAUACAAUAGAAGUUCAACACGUUCAGUGUACCAGCGACAUCUGGUCUGAUAUGAUAAAGCAGCUGGACCAAAAAUUUAAGAUUUCAGAAGAAAGUCAUAUAUUUAUGGAUGAAACUAAAUUUGAUGUUGCCAUUGUUGAGAUGUCAGUUGGUCCUUUGACAGAAGAAGUGCGAAAGCUGUGUCAAGAACUUUCUGCAAAAUUUGAGAGAAAAAAGAGAGAAAUCACUAAAAACAAAAGUUUCAAUCCCAACAUACUCAAAGUGCUUGAAGAUGCUGAUUUUGUAGCAACAUUGAAAAAUAAGUUUAAAGAUGUUUCUGUGAAAAUUGAUGUAAACAAUGGACAGGUUACAACAACAGGUGUCCCUGAUGAAAUAAGCCAAGUUAUUGUGAAGAUCUAUGAAGAACAGGAGAAACUGAUAAAGCAAUCUUUCAAUGAUUUUCCAUUACACCCAUUUCAGCUUCUGCAGCAACCAGCAGUAUGUGAGCAACUUUAUACCAAAAUGCGUGGCCAGCUCCAUAUUAAUGCUGCAGCAUGGGAAGCCAGUGACAGCGGUGUCAAAAUUUAUUCAGUCUCUGAAUCUGGUGUCCUCAGUGCAAAACAGUUUCUGAAGGAUUCAAUCAUACAACGGAACAAUGAACUUGAUCAUGAAAAUUUACCUGUGGUUGAUUCAGAUAAGUUCCGGAGAAAAGUCUGUGAAAUCAAAGAAGCACAUGCACAUUGCCUGAACAUUGUUUGGAUUCAAGAACCACUGCAGGUCAUUGUGGCAGGUGUUAAUACAAAUGAAGUGGAUGCAGCCUGGUCUGAGAUUAAUGACUACAUCAAACAAAACAGCAUCUACACUGACACAGCUUUAUUACCCAACAAUGAAAGAAAGUUUAUUGUGAAGCAUUGUCAGGAAAGUGUUCACACAAUUAUGACCAGUCUGCAAGAAGGACAUGUAAAAAUAAUUUGUAAGGAAUACCAGUCAGAGUAUUCCAUUACCAUCAAGGCUACAAGAGAUGGGUUGACUGCAGCUAAGAACGAGUUGAUUGCAUUAGCAAAAUCCAUAUUGCAUGAGAGGCGCUCCAUUGUUGAUAAACCAGGCAUAAAGAUGUUUUUGACAAUACAUGUUUUGAAUAUGGUUGAGAAGAAAACUCACUGUGUUAUUGAAUUGCAUGAUGAGGAGGGCACUGAGUUGGAAGCCUCUGCCUUAACAGAUGUUGAUGAUGAUGAUGAUGAUGAUGAUGAUGAUGAUGAUAGUUAUGAAAUGGAAGCCAGUAGCAGGGAAAGAGCAAGAAGAAGAGAACAUGAAAGAGCUGGUGCAGUGUUUGGAAGAAAAGAGAAACCAAGUGAGAGACAGAAAGUGACAGCUGCUGUAAAUAAGACUUUAGCCAAUUCAGUAUCUCUCACCAUCUACUCUGAUCGUCGAAGCAACAUGGAUGAUGCUGUGGAAAUGAUUUGCAAAGAGUAUGAAAAUAAACGAGAGAAAAAAGUGGUACAAGAAGAUCAUAGCAAGACAUGGGAUGAUGAAAUGCUAGAUCUACCAGGCUGGUGCAGUGUUUGGAAAGAAAAGAGAAACCAAGUGAAGAAAAGAAAACAAAUUCCAGCUGCUGUAAGUAAGACUUCAGCCAAUUCAGUAUCUCUCACCAUCUACUCUGAUCGUCGAAGCAACAUGGAUGAUGCUGUGGAAAUGAUUUGCAAAGAGUAUGAAAAUAAACGAGAGAAAAAAGUGGUACAAGAAGAUCAUAGCAAGACAUGGGAUGAUGAAAUGGAAAAUGAAAAGCUCACAAAAGAGAGAGAAAAUGACAAAAAUCUGGCCAAGAUUCUACAGUGGUACACAGUUGGUACUGAUGAGACUGGAGCCAGAACUCUUGAUCCGUAUGAAGCAGAAUUGAAUUUCAAGAUUGAAAAGGCCUACAAAAAUAAUGAAUCCAAAUAUAUCUACAUGGACGAUGGAGCAAACUGUGUUGUUGAUUUUAUGAAAUGGCAAGAUUAUCCUGAAGAUGAUCCUGAUGAACCUUUACAAGUCAUUCGGAAAAAUCGGAUGGAGACUGGUUCCGUCACGCUUCCUGAAAAUUGGACACCUAUGGAUGAAGAUGUGAAACUAGUGAAAAUUAAUGCCAACACAGACGAGUAUACAGCUGUUGAGACGCAGUUUUCUAACACGAUUGGGUCUCAAUCAUCAAAAAUUAUUAGAGUAAGUUUUCCAAAAUUAGGAUAG
This is a messenger RNA of Gigantopelta aegis, 4059 nucleotides long. RefSeq lists its product as uncharacterized. Gene Ontology annotation, molecular function: RNA binding. The transcript has 10 exons. Bases 451 to 4059 code for a protein of 1202 amino acids. NCBI's taxonomy places the organism in Eukaryota, Metazoa, Mollusca, Gastropoda, Neomphalida, Peltospiridae. The record is from RefSeq and is a predicted model, not a curated record.